Messenger RNA from Cuscuta epithymum, 4538 nucleotides. The record is from the annotation of a GenBank genome assembly. Lineage: Eukaryota; Viridiplantae; Streptophyta; Magnoliopsida; Solanales; Convolvulaceae.
CAAAAUCUGAUGAAGAUGAUGGUGAUACUGUCAGGGCAACUACCCCGUCUAGCCACUUUACUAGAAUAUAUGAUCUCCCUGAAGGCUUUACUGAUGCGUGGAUGAGCGGAGCGGGUAUGAAAAGGUUUACACCCGAAAGUGAGUUUGAGGUUGGUCAACAGUUUGACAACAAAGAACAAGUCAUCAAUAUUACCAGCUUGUAUUCUAUCAAAGGGUGUUUAAACCCAUUCGUGACCGUGAUUAUUCCCCGGAUUACCAUGGACCUCAUAUUGUGCACGAUCCAUCCAUGCUUCGGGCUAAGGGAAGACCUAAGUCCACACGUAUUAAGAAUGAGAUGGAUGAAGGUCCCCGAGGAACGGUUAGAUGUGGAAAAUGUAAACAAACUGGCCAUAAUAGGGCCACAUGUGCGAAGAGAUCAUCAAGAGAUGAAGGGGGGUCCACUGGGCAUGGAGGUGUCAGCGGAUCCUGGGCCGAGUGAUCGUUCUGUCCUGACAUUGCAGGCCACACACAAGAGUGAGGAUGUGUGGCGUGGCCUUGAUGUUCAGGUGGAUAGGUGCCGCGAGCACCUACGUGGUUUGUCGCAUGUGCAGGUGGACGACAUAGUACUUGCAUAUGUUCGUGCUGCGGGUUUUUAUGGUCUGCAUAGAUUGGUGGCUACUGUCCCUCUCGAUAGAGUGCUAUUCACUGCUCUUUGAAUUGGGGUAUGCAGUUGCCCAGUAAGGAUGGUCAUAUGGAGGUUUAACGGGGCAAAAAGAUAUAUGGUGACAUCCUCCAAAAAAGGAACAAAUAUUAUUCUUAGGCAGACAAGGUUGCGUGGUUGGAGGGUAUGAAUAAGGGAACUGAUAAUUUUGUGGUGUAGGAGAGUAAUUUUGAUGAGGUGUGUAAUAUUGAGGAGGAGGAGGAGGAGGAGAAAGAGGAAUGUAAGGAGAGUAUGACGUAUAUGGUGAAUAUUCCAUGGAGGUUUGAGGGUAAGGAAUUCCUCCAGGAAUUUGGCUGAAUGAGUUCAUCUCAUGCCUCUUAGAAUAAUUACCUAAAAGGUUAGCACAGAAAAAUCCUACGAAGAACAAAAAGAAAACUAACUAAAAAACAUCUCACUGAAAUUAAUUAACCCUUAAAACCGACACCGUCCCCGGCAACAACGCCAAAAACCGAUGUGAGUUUUCUCGCACUUAAAAUAGAUUGUAAUAUAGUGGUGUAAGUACGAGUAUCGUCUCCACAGGGACGGACAAAAGGGAAUCAAAGAUUAACUAAAUUCAGCGAUUAAAAAGAAAUAAAUAAAAAUGUGUCGUGCGACAUUGGUUGCUGGAAAAUAAAAAAGCGAAUAAAACGGUUAAACUAGGGGGUUCUUUCUAAUUAAUGACGACGGGAACAUGGAUUGAUUCCGGGGUAAUCAAAUUUCUGGCUGAUCAGGCCUAAUUACAUGAAAUUAAUUUAAUUGAGCGUAGCUAAUCACUACUAAGUUCUUACCGCUCUCGCGGCGUAGAGUACAAUAAUUUAGGGGAUCAGACUGAUCUCUCAUGCGAUAAGAUCCUAAAUUAUUGCCAAGACGAGCGAGCUGACGGCCCAUUAAUCGCUACUAAUCUCUUAGCGAACGAUUAAGUGUGUGUGAAUGUGUCCUAGACUAAAUUAGAUCUCUCUUAAUUUAUUCUACAAGCAAUUGUUAUUCUAGCCGCGGUUCCAGGUUACAAAAGAUAUCAAUUAAAUUAAUCAAACACAAAUUAAACGACAUUCAUGCAAUUAACCCAUCAAGAAUCUAGCCAUACAUCAUGAUCAACCCUUCAUCAGUCCCAAAUCCCUAAUUAAAACUACUCACAAUUAUAAUUGAAGAAUCAAUAGAAUUGGAACAAAAAGAAUUAAUUGUGAUUAAUUAAAAAGGUGAAACUUACAAAGAAUCCCAAAAGAUUGAUGAACAAGGCUGAAAAGCCCUCUAAAAUUCGUGCUAGGCACUCUCUCUAAGCCCCCCCCCCGCUGAAAAUGGGGGUUUACAGGCGGUUUAAAUAGAAAAAUCGGGUGAAAUUUGAGUUGGAUUGGGAUUUUCGGAGGCAGGCACGGUGCCAGGCACGAUCGUGCCUUUGACCGUGCCUCCGGAGAAAAAACGCGCAUUUUGGGAAGGCACGAUCGUGACUCCCUCCAGGCACGAUCGUGCCUGCCUGACAGUAGCUCCGCGAUGCUUUCUCUUCACGCAUGAUCGUGCCUGACUUUGAGGGCACGAUCGUGCCUACUUAACUUCCGAAUUUGGCAAUGCGUCCUUCAUGAAAGUUGUAGAUAAUGAAGUCAUAUAUCCACCACAACUUGCGGAAUUGGAUUUGAAUCAUCCAAUCAAGAUAUAUGAUCAAAAUGGUGGAAGGUCUCAUUCUGAAAUCGCAACAGGGAUCAUCUGACUUCAUCGUCUGUUUUCACCUUCUUCCUCUCAGAUUCUGGCAAAGGUGUCUUCUUAUGAUUUGUAGCUAUUGAAGUUGUCUUUCAUAUGCAACUUUAAUCGUGUCCUUUGGAUGCUUUUACAAAGAGAUAUGCUUUAACGAUUGACAGAAGGUCAUCCUGAUCGUCGUUUUCAAGCUCUAUUCGUCUUCUUUUGAUCCCAUAGCCAAUCCUAGAGCUCUUUUCUCAUCAAAUUUUCAUCGUAAACCUCCCGGUGACCUCCAAAGAUAUCAAAUCAAUCUCAAAUGCUUCUCAAAUCAUCCCGAUUGUUCCUCAAGCGCCGGUGCCGGGCUCAAAUUCCCUGAUUUUGAUUACAAACAACACAAAACUCGAACCAAUGCCCGGUAAACAUAACUUGAGCUAAAAUUGAGACUUGUAACACCUUAAAGCUAGGAAAAUAAUCAAAAUCCGUUCUCAACACGCAUCAAAUGCGUGUCAAAAUACGGACUUAUCACUCUUCUUGAGCGUUGGGGGCAGGAGACACACACAUUUCACCUCCCUGUGGUGAGGUGACAGUGACCUUGGGAGAUGUUGCUCUACUGACUGGGUUAGAGGUCGAGGGGAGAGCUGUUACUGGUACUGCUUGUCGACAGUGGGUUGAUGAGUGUGAGCGUUUGUUGGGUGUUCGCCCCGUUCUUCGGACUGACCUUCAGGGGUCAUCUCUGAGGAUGUCAUGGCUGAGGGAGCAUUUCGUUGUGCUUCAUCUGGACGCUGAUGAGGUGAUUAUCCAGCAGCAUGCACGGGCAUAUAUUUUGAGGCUGAUGAGAGCUUCCAUUUUCGCUGACACGAGCGAAAAUGAGAUUCAGGUUCUGCACUUGCUUAUGCUAGAGAGGUUUGAUGUAACAACACACUUCACUUGGGUAGUGCCACACUGGCUUAUCUGUACAGACAGAUGUGUCGCGGCUGCCAGAGUGGGAGCACAGAGCUUGGGGGAUUUUUGCUACUUCUCCAGAUUUGGUCAUGGGAGUACAUCCACAUUGGGCGUCCCAUUCUAGUGGCAUACCAUGGCAUUGGUGGACACCCACUGUCUAAUGAGCCUCCACUUCUCCUGGGACCAUAUCAUGUACGGGGCGAGUACCCUCUGGGCCGUCGAUGGCUAUUUGCUGAUCUAUAUUGCACGUCAUCGGCUUCUAGACUUGGUGUGUACAGGGAUGCAUUUGAUCAGAUGUCUGAGGAUCAGAUUACCUGGAUGCCAUAUACAGCUGAGAUGUGUGCAGAGUUGCCCCCCGCUGGACGAGAGCAUACUCACAUAUGACGAGCACGUGUGCCGUUGAUAUGCUUUGACAUUGUUGAGCUGCAUUUGCCUGAUUGUGUAUUGCGACAGUUUGGGUUUGAGCAGGUCAUUCCAACACCCAUCGACACAUAUGCAGAGCUUCAUAGGCUGGAUAGGCGUGGGAAGCAUACAUAGGAUUGGGCACUGAGACAUGUCCGAUACGUCACUAUGUGGGACAGGCGAGCUGAGCUAGUUGUGACUGAGACACCGACAUUUGUCCCGUCUGUUUCAGCCGACUACAUGGGAUGGUAUUACAACAUCACUCGCUUGUUUGUGUCUCCUUCGUUCAAACUUCCUACUCACCAUUAUCAGCCUAGCUCCUUGGCUUUGCAUUUGACAACACGAGCUUUGCAGCGUAUACAUCAGAGGGCUAUUGUCACAGUCAGUGAUGUGCAUGACAUGGACAUGUACGGACAGGCUCUGACAGACAUUGCCUCCUUGUGUUCAGACGUGUUGGGGCGAGUCGACUAUGUCUAUCUUAUACAUAUGCCCCCAUCUCAGGAUAUGCCAUCGACAUCUAGUGCAGCGGCAGCUUCAUCAUCCCAGACUCAACAUGAGAGAGUGGUUCUUCAACCGCAACAGCGGCGUAGGCUUAGGCAGCAACAACAACAUCUCCAUGACCAAGACGAUCAAGAAGACCAUGAGAACUUGUAGUUUGUCUUUUGUAUUGGAGUUGUUCUUGUACAUUAGAUGUUGUAGGAACAAUUGACUUUAUUUUACGUAUUUCCACCUGUAAACUCUUUUAUGAUGUGUUGAUGUGUUCAGUUAUGAAUAUUAGAUGACUAUUGUGUUAUGAAUAUUGGAUGAUUGUACUGUGUUUUACCGGUUAUGAAUCUACUGUUUUGUA